ACACACUGCGCAUGCUCCAGCCGCGGCGCCCCCGACUCCGCACUCGGCUGGGUUCGGGCAUUUCCGCCUCUUUGUUUUAAACUCUGCACGGCUUUUUUCUCCUCCUCUUGGGGGGGACCCAGAGGGAGCGGCGCCCCCUCCCCCUCCCGGCGAGCCCCCGCGUGCGCCCGCUCGCCCGCCGCCCGAGACGCAGACUUCACAAUGUAGCCCCGAUUCCAGACUGUCAUUCACAGAAAAUGGAAAAGGAACAAGGGACAGAAGGAAGGUGCAGAAGCCAGCCAGAACUCAGAGUGAGGAGGGAUCAUCGCAUCCACUUGGUGGCCUGAAGCCUCCAUGCCACCGAGUGAGGAAGGACACGCAGACAUCCAGAGGAGAAGCCAAAGAUGUUGACCAGGAAGAUUAAACUCUGGGAUAUAAAUGCCCACAUCACCUGCCGCCUGUGCAGCGGCUACCUCAUUGACGCAACCACAGUGACUGAGUGUUUGCACACAUUCUGCAGGAGCUGCCUGGUGAAGUAUCUGGAGGAGAAUAAUACCUGCCCCACCUGCAGGAUCGUGAUCCAUCAGAGCCACCCAUUACAGUAUAUCGGUCAUGACAGAACCAUGCAGGACAUUGUUUACAAGCUGGUGCCAGGCCUCCAGGAAGCGGAAAUGAGGAAACAGAGGGAAUUCUAUCACAAACUGGGCAUGGAGGUACCAGGUGACAUCAAGGGGGAGGCGUGCUCAGCAAAACAGCACUUAGAUCCCCGAAAUGGUGAAACCAAAGCAGACGACAAUUCAAAUAAAGAGACAGCAGAGGAGAAGCAGGAGGAGGACAAUGACUACCACAGGAGUGACGAGCAGGUAAGCAUCUGUCUGGAAUGCAACAGCAGCAAACUACGUGGCCUCAAGCGGAAGUGGAUCAGAUGCUCAGCCCAAGCAACUGUGCUGCACCUGAAAAAAUUUAUCGCCAAGAAGCUUAACCUCUCCUCCUUUAAUGAGCUGGACAUUUUAUGCAAUGAGGAGAUCCUGGGCAAGGACCACACUCUCAAGUUCGUGGUUGUUACAAGAUGGAGAUUCAAGACAUUGCUGUGGAACAGCUGUCUUUCUGGAUCCACCCACCCAGCCAGGGUCUUUAUCACCACUCCACUCGAUCCCCUGAAUCCAGGGGAUCAGAUGUGGUAGUUCCCACGGUUGGAACAAACUCUCAAACUUUAGGGUACCUUUCUCUGUCAGGAAACUGGUGUGGCAGUCCCCGUCCAGGACUGGAAGGCAGCUCUUCUACCUCUAGCCAUGUUGUUGCCCAGACGAAGGGGACAGAGACAGCAUGGCCAGCCAAAGACAAGGAUGACCAGUAGUUGGGGCUGAUUAGGGCAAGGGUUGGAAGUGUAAGAGACUGCAUAGGAGAAACCAGGGCUAGUGUAGUGGGCAGGAGGAACAAGUUCAGGUUCUGGCUACAUGGGCCCUGUCGUGAGCCCCAAACACCACAGAGGCGAUCACUGGGUCACCUGGGACCAAUGAUAGUUACUCCUUGCCAUCCAGAACUAAAUUCAGUUGUAGUAUUGCCAGUCCAGUUGUGUGCCUAAGGUUUGAGUACACAUUACGGGCUCCUUGCACCUCCCUCAGCCACCUUUGUUUUUGUCUUGCAGAAGGCACCCCUCCUGCUACACUACAGACCCAAGAUGGACUUGCUGUAAGUUCAGCCAGACUCAGCCCACACCCAGCACUCUACAUGGCAAAAUGUGCUGUGGAACGUUGCCUCUGGGUGCCAUGCGGACCAGAUUUCUGAAUAGAGAAUAUUUAUAACUUUUGUAUGAGAGAAUCCACUCCCAACAAGACACUACCAGCACGCGUUUACAGAGGAUGAAAACACUUCGCAGUUUGCUCGUCUCUGCUUCAGGUCCACAGGCCAGAGAAGAAGUGAAACAUUAGCACGUCCCACACCACGUCUGACACGCAGCACCUCUGCUUGCUUUCCAGGGCUUGAGAAUCUUGAGUUUCAGUUUAGUUCAUGGAUUAGGUUUCAUAAUAAGCCUCAAAAAUAUUUGUACUUUAAGUCCUUUGUAAGUUAUUGAAAGUCUUUUCAUGGUAAAUAUUUAUGUUGCUUUUAGCUUCCUGAAGACUUAAGAGAUAUAUAAAAUUUUAAUUUAAAGUAUACCCAAAGAGGCUUGCAGCAAUGCUAUGACUUAGCCGCGGUGUUUAAUUUCUAGGGUACUCAGAAGCCCAUCCCCGAGGUUGAGUCUGAGACUGUGCAUCCUGAGAUGGCCUGUGUUGGUUGGGCAAGACAAGAACCCUUCCAUCACUCCCCAGUGUCAUGUGGCUGUAAUCUGGCUCCCCCAGUAAGGCAAACUAGAGGUGGUGUGGCCAGUGCAGCACUGGCUUGUUGAAAAGUUCUUGGAAAGACAGUUUUCCUUAGAGAGGCCAUCACUGAAGCUCCUGCCUUUUCCAUUCUGUUUUCCUUCUGCUGGAAAAAUGUAGUGGUGGCUGUGUUUGUCACUUACCAACCAGCACAUGCCAUCCAGUGGGGAGACUUUAUAAAGACACUUAGGAGGUAGCCUCUAGCCUCCAUGUUCCUGGUAGAUCAUGGGGUUAACAUGCGUUCUUUGGGUCUUUUUCAUGAAAGGUAACUGAGCGACCUGCUCACUUGAGGAAACAGCUCGCUUCAGCAGAAGUGGCUUUUUCAGUCAUAGAGAGGAUAGUAUUUGUUAACACACACACCUUUCUCACAUACAAUUUAUUGCUUUGUUAGGUUAGAGAAUGAAUAAGACACUAGCAUAUCCAACUUCAUUCCCUCUGCAGGGGUAUGAGGGCAAGAGUAAGGAGAACGGGUCCUGACCUGGGGUCCCAGGGACCUCUCAGCCUGGGUGCCCUUCCAGGUCCAGUGAGAAUUGUAGGAUCCUAUAAUCCCAGCAGUACCUCUGCUCUUGGUGAGCAUAUGAGAUCUUAGUGUAUCCCUGGGGGUCAGGCUUUCUGAGUCUUCACCUUAGCAACUGGAAUAUUUUCUUGAGUUUGCUUUGACAGUUGGAAUUGAGUUUAUCAACACCCACUUUUUCUUCUACUUCCUCUUUCACAUACACAGUGUCAGAAGCAGCGAUUAGUGAGACUUAAUGUUGGUAAGUAAGAAAAAAAACAUCCAAAUUAACUCAAUCUUUAAUGUCUGACCUUCUAAAACAAAAGCAAGCUCUUUUUGUUUUGAAUUAAUCAAAAUUCACCUUUCUAUGUAAGCCAGUUUGGAUUAUUCAGUUUCCUGAGUUUGCUGUCCAUUCAAAUCAUUUCUAGAGUUACUAUACAAGGGUUUAUGCGUAAAUAUUACCUUUCUACCUCAGAACACACGUGCUGCUGAAGCAUUCUGCAAGACCGUGUUCUCACAAUGCAGUUACAUUAGAACUUAGGUAUUUUCCCAUGUGGUGAAAUUAAGCAGUUACAAACCUCCAAAUUCAAGUAAAGUUAAUUUACAGAUCAGAUCAAACUUAGUAUGGCUGUAUAAUCUCAUGAUAUAUAUUUGUAACUUUGUAGCUACUUUUAGAAUCACUUGACUCUGCUAUGGUGCUAAGUUGAUAGAUCUAAGUAUUCAGCGAGGUGGACAUUGCAACCGAUGUCUUAGCUGGGCGCCACCGCCCCAACAGCCCUGCUUCUGUCACCACGUUAACCUGUUAAACCUCAGCAGCAAAAUACCUAUUUUUCUAAGAUUCCAUCCCCGCCUGUGUGCACUGCAGACGGUCUCCUGAUGCCCUUCUGCCCUUUGGUCUGACCUGUAGCCUUACCUCGCUCAGAGAUGAAGCAGAGUGAGCUGGCGUCCGAUGGAAGCUUCCGGGCGCCUUAUUUCACUCCUGCCAAGCUCCACGUGACAUCCAAGGCCGAAUUUUAUUUUUCCAGCAUGAACACUAGGAUCAGUUAGCGAUUGGUCCUGUCAAGCUUUCUCAGCAGGCGGAGCUCCUGCGAAGUUGUUUUCAUAGCUGCCGAUGCUAGAAAUCGGGUGCGGCCGGCCGGCAGCUCUGAGACCAGCCUCCCAGCACGUGGUCUCGCUCAACACCAUUUUCACAAAAAUAGAAAACUCAGAUAGAAUAUAUAAUAUUGAAUUUAAGAUUUGGGGGGUUAAAAAAAAGAAAACUUAACUUUAUAAAAUUAUUUAUUCUAUUUUAAGCCUUCUAUCAUAUUUUCCCAUCCAAUUGUUUGGUUUCCGUGGUCCAGCUUUAUUUACAGGCAUAUAAGAUAAAAUUGUGAGAUGUUUUGCAAGCUUCUUUUACUUUUUGUAGCCUUUGGUUUGUAUGUUUUUAUAGGGAUGAAGAGGCAUUUUUAUGCUUUUGUGCAAUAGGUUCCAACAUGCGUUUAUUAGUGUUUAAAUUGUGAUCUAGCAUCUACUAAAUUGAAAGGGAAUAUAGGUGGAAUUUCAAAAUCUGUGCGUUCAGCUAUUUGGUUUUGCCUUUUUCACUGUUAUUAUAAGAAUGCUGUUACCGGGAUUAUGUGCGUGCAAGAGUGAGUGUGUGUGUGUUUGCGUGUGUGUGUGUUUGCGUUUGUGUGUGUGUGUGUGUGUACGUACUUUCUAUCAAUAUUAAAAGAUAAACAGCCAGGCAGGAAGUGACGAGGUUAGCACCAUCUUAGGCUUGCAUCUCUGUGGGUGCACCCAAGUCCUCGAGCUAAAUCUGUGACUAAGCCACCCUGGGUGUUGGGGUUUCACUGUCCCCACCUGGUAGUGCUACCCUCCACUGGCCUGCAGCUCCUGACACCUGCCCUGGCCAGCAGAGACUUGGAGGCUGGUGUGUUUCCUUUCUAAGGGCAUACAGGGUGGUGUAUUACAGUGCUCUGAAAUGUAUCAUUAGAUUUAAUGUUCCAGUAAUGAGCCAACUGAGUUCUACUUUGUAUAUGGAUAUGUUCCUAAAACAUUGACAGUAAAUUGAGUGCAGAUAGUGAAAUUCCCACACACACACCUACACACACACACACACACACACACACACACACAACACACGUGUCUGUUUCCUCAGGAAAUCAUUUAAGCCCCAACACAUCACAUGUGACCUUAACAUGAAAACAAAAGUUUUCUCUGCCUUGAUAUUAAAUACACUAAGUAAAUAAACUGAGAUGCGUAGAUUAGGAAAUCACUUAAUUGUACCACAGUCUGCAUAUCUUUGCAUUCCUGCAGGCAGGGAUUAGACCAUGGUCUCACACCCAGUGUUCCUGUUGUCAUUUACUUCCAUCCAAGAGCACAUUUGGAGAAAGAACUAAGGUGUGCCUGUGAGAUGGAACUGAGGUGUGCCUGUGUGUCACUUUAGCCAGUGACUCACACUCACUGUUUAGUUCCAGCUCUCAACUUGUGCCAGACACGGUUUUCCCAAGCGAAGGUAACAUCAGGUUACGGACAGCAGCGCCACCUGAGCUCUCACGCUGGAGCGCAGCCACAGCUAGCAACGGUCACGGUGUAUGAAAUGCUGCAGAUACAGAGUUUUUGACUGUUUAAUUUGAAAGUUUACAUUUUUUAUGAUUGCGUUAGUGUGUAAUUUUUGUACCAUCAGUGGCUAGUUUUUGUCUAAAAUCUUUUUUGGAAUAUUGCUUAAUGUUUUGAUUUUAUGAUAGUGAAGCUUGUAUUCAGUGUUUUGCCAAUUAAUAUUAUAUGCUUGUAAUAAAAGCAGAAGAAAAACUUAACUAAAAUCUCCCAGUCUGGCAAUGUUUUUACCUAAGGUAUAUGUUAAGAGUUUGACAGAUAAUGUGUUACAGAACAUGAUCAGCCCCCUCCAGCUUCCAGGCUCAGCCAUCUGGGGAUAGAAAGUAUCCAGGAAAACCAACCAACCAACCAAAAUCCUCCAAACAAGGUUUUGUUUGUUUUAUUUUUCUGUUCAUAGUCCCUAACUAUAGUAUAAUAAUUGCUUCUAUAGCAUUUGCUUUGUUUUCAUUGGUUUUGGUUUUUGAGAUUGAGUCUCUGUGUAGUCUUGAUAUCUUGGAACUCACUUUGUAGACCAGACAAGCCUUAAACUCUAGAUCUGCCUGACUCUGCCUCCUGAGUGCUGGGAUGAAAGGUGUAUGCCACCAUGUUUGGCCACACUGUAUAAUUUACUAUAAGUCAUCUAGAGAUAAUUUCAAAGGAUUCAGGAAUGGUGUACUAUUAAAAAAAAAAAAAAGCUGUUUUAUUAAAGGGCUUGAGCAUCCUCAGAUUCUGAUGUCUACAGGAGAUCUGACCUCAAGGACACUAAGGAGCCUGUGCAGUGAACUGCUCUAGAUGCUCUCCACUGAGUCAGGCCUCACUCUCUCAGGAACACAUGCCCACUGUGUCACAGUCAUGGAAGUGGGUGGAGUGGGGGGUGCCUGCUGGAAAAACCCCCUUAUCAACCCCAUCCCCACCUAACACUAGCAUUUCCUCUUAAGUUUGAUCUCUGGAAGCAGCCUUCCCCCACGCCCCUUUGUGGCUUAAAAGAAUACCUGGACUUUCAGACAGGAUAGCAAUAAAUUCACAGUUACAGAAAGCCCACAUUUCCCCAAGACAAAAGAAGUUGUUUCUCUUGAGGUCUUCCUGAAGUUUUGUCUGUUCUUUGGGCAGAGGCUGUGUGUGGCUCAUGCUUUUGUUGUAUGUGAGUAUGUAGAAAAAUCCACUGAUUUCCAUACUGAAUCUGGCAGGCAUUUUCUGGAUUUCCGUGGAAACCUCUAAGCCCUGGCUGAAGAGCAGGAGUGAGCAAGAUAGCAAGUAGGUUGUAGAGUCUCAGAGUUCGUGAUUGAAAGAUUUUGUUUUAAGCAUGAUUCAGGUUGUAGUGUUUUGAUAAAUACUAUUUGCCAAGUCAAGAACUUCUUUCCUGAUACUGCUUAUAAAAAAGUAUGAUCAGAAAUUUGUACUAUUGAGCAAAAAACAAAAACAAACAAACAAACCCCACAAAAUUAACAAUUUUGCUUUUUUAUUUGAACAUUUAACAUGUACAGAUUUAUAUGAACUUCACUCUAAUCAAAAGGCAGUGAGUACCUCAAGGAACUCUUUAAUGCAAACCAACUGUUGUAGCUGGACUUUGGCUACUUUGUGGUUCUUCUUUCUUCCACCCUUUCAACUCACUAACACUAGAUAGGAGAGGGAAAAGGAUAAGGGGGGCAACUAUAUCAUUAUACUACUUCCUGCUGACUAGAGGCACUUCUUGGGGCAAGUUUGCUGUCAGCAUAUCUAAUUUCUUCUUUUUGUCUCUUCACACAUGACUACUUGACAAACUGCAGCCAACAACAUCUAGUCACCAACUGGCCAACCGACCAGCAGCUCCUCUCCGGGUAUUUGCAUAUCAUCUGAAAAGUCCCCAGAAAUCCAUACAUCACACACUGGAAGAAACUAUCCGCAGCUGGCAAAAUCACAACCCUGCUAGAGCACAAGGCAAAUCACAGCUGCUGUGGGCAGUCUGAAGCAGCCCCAUACUCCACACCUGAGAUUAAAACGAAGACUAUUCUUAUAAUAGUUAUGUGUUUCUAAAGAAACCAAAGUUCUCACCGCACACUUAUCACAUCCUAAGUUAUAUUGUUGAGAAGUCAUUAAUAGAAUUGGCCAUAUAUAAUCUUCACAAUUGUAUUGAGUAUCUUUGAGAUUCAUCCUGUUGAUUGCGUCAGUACUCCUUGUUUAAAUACUGAAUAUUAUUUCCCUGUGUGAACAAAACAGUUUACUUGUAAUGUGAUGAUACAUUUUAUUUCAGUUGUUUUAAUUGUUUUUAGGUUUAUCUUAUGUGUAUGAGUGUUUUAUUUGCAUGUGUGUGAGGUGCCCACAGAGGCCAGAAGAAGGCACUGGAUGCCCCUACAAGUGGAGUUGCUGAGAACUGAGCCUGGGUCCUCUGCAAGAGCAGCCAGUAUUCUUCUUAACCACUGAGCCAUCGCUCUCUGGCUUCCAGAGCAUCAUUUUUGCCCAUUUAACAUAUGGCUUUGUCUUGUAUGCAAUGUCUGUGCAUAUCCCUCCCACCUUCGAGUUACUUUUUGGGGGAGAGAGCAAGUUGAGACUAGGUUUCACUAGGGUUAGAGUUAGGGUUAAGAGCCCUGGCUGUCCUAGAACUCACUUUAUAGACCAGGCUGUCCUUGAACUUGGAGAUCUGCCUGCCUCUACCUCCCCAAGUCCUGGGAUUAAAGGCCUGUGCCACCACUACCCGGUGAGUUACUUGUUUUCUUAACUACUGAGUUUUAAGAAAUCUUUGCAUUUUCUGAAGCCAGUUGGGUAAGUGAUUUGCUAAUAUUAUUUUCUCCUCAUCUCUACUUGUCUUCCCCCCACCCUUGACUUUUCUAAUAGAUCUUUCUCUAAUAAAGUCACAUUUAUAAGAACAUA
Mus musculus (house mouse) is the source of this 8247-nucleotide messenger RNA. It is a transcript of the gene Pcgf3, whose product is annotated as polycomb group ring finger 3. Bases 384 to 1163 code for a protein of 259 amino acids. NCBI's taxonomy places the organism in Eukaryota, Metazoa, Chordata, Mammalia, Rodentia, Muridae. The transcript has 11 exons. The record is from RefSeq and is marked validated. Gene Ontology annotation, cellular component: nucleus; PcG protein complex; nucleoplasm.